GUUCAGUUUCCGGUUUUGUAACACUGGCAACGCGUGAGUUAUGAAAGAGGAGUUUUUCAAUACACAUUGUACCGAACCAGCGUCUGUUUGACUCCUUUACGCCACAAUCAAGGUAUGGCUCAUAUAUGCAUUCAUUGGUUCCGUAAGGGACUCAGGCUGCAUGACAACCCAGCACUGAUAGCAGCUCUGAGGGACUGUAAGGAGCUCUACCCUGUGUUCAUCCUCGACCCAUACCUCCAUAACAAGACUUCUGUGGGCAUAAACCGCUGGAGAUUCCUUAUUGGAGCCCUCAAAGACCUGGACUGCAGCCUCAGGAAGCUCAACUCCAGGCUGUUUGUUUUGAGGGGGAAGCCUGAGGAUGUGUUCCCAAAGCUGUUCAACCAAUGGAAAGUAACAAAGAUGACCUACGAGUUCGACACAGAGCCCUACAGUUUGAGCCGGGACAAAACGGUGACCACACUGGCCAAAGACCAUGGAGUGGAAGUCAUAUACAAAAUCUCACACACUCUGUAUGAUAUAGAAAGGAUAAUUGAGGAAAACAAUGGGAAGGCCCCCCUAACUUACACCCGUAUGCAGGCAAUCGUAAAGACCCUCGGCCCCCCAAAAAGACCAAUCUCUGCUCCAACCGUUGAAGAUAUGAAAGAUGUGAAGACCCCUUCUUUUAAAAAGCAUGGGGAGGAAUAUGGGCUCCCUACUCUUGAGGAGCUCGGUCACAACACCUCAGCUCUAUUUGAGGAGAAGUUCCCAGGAGGAGAACAGGAGGCACUGAGGAGUUUAGAUGAACAUAUGCAAAGAACGGGUUGGGUGUGUGGCUUUGAGAAGCCGCAGACUUCUCCAAACUCUCUGAGCCCGAGCACCACUGUUCUCAGUCCACAUGUGACGUUUGGCUGCCUGUCUGCACGCACCUUCUGGUGGAGGCUGACAGACGUUUAUCAGGGGAAGAAGCACUCGGAUCCUCCAGUGUCCCUACAUGGUCAGCUACUGUGGAGAGAGUUCUUCUACACAGCGAGUGUGGGGGUCCCAAACUUUAACAAGAUGGAGGGCAACCCUGUUUGUACACAGGUGGAUUGGGACACAAAUCCAGAAUAUCUUGCUGCAUGGAGAGAGGCUCAGACUGGUUUCCCCUUCAUUGACGCCAUCAUGACUCAGCUAAGGCAGGAGGGCUGGAUCCACCACCUGGCCAGACAUGCUGUUGCUUGUUUUCUCACCAGGGGAGACCUGUGGAUCAACUGGGAAGAGGGGCAGAAGGUGUUUGAGGAGCUUUUACUGGAUGGUGACUGGGCUCUGAACGCUGGAAACUGGCAGUGGCUCUCAGCAAGCACAUUCUUUCACCAGUACUUCAGGGUCUACUCCCCUGUGGCAUUUGGCAAGAAGACGGACAAAAACGGAGACUAUAUCAAAAAGUACCUUCCUCUUCUGAAGAAGUUUCCAGCCGCGUACAUCUAUGAGCCGUGGAAAGCGCCACACAGUGUCCAGCAGGCAGCAGGAUGCAUUGUGGGGAAAGAUUACCCACGUCCUUUAGUAGAGCAUGAAGUGAUCAGCAAGAAGAACAUCCAGAGGAUGAAGUUGGCUUAUGCAAAGAGAUCAGCAGAUUCUGAAUCACCCAGCAAAAAGCAAGGUGUAAAACGCAAGCAGCCAUCAGUCGCCGAUUUGAUGAAGAAAAAAGAGAAAAAAAAGUAAUAUUUGCACAAGUUCAAGCAGAAUAAUGCAACAUAAGACUUGAAAACUGAACACCUCUCUUCACUGAAGUUCUGGCUGGACUGGAAACUAAAGUGUUUUUUAUUCUAAUCUGUACAGGCAGCAGACUGUCGCUUCUUUUCUAUUCAGACUGUCAUUAAAAGCAUUUUCAAUGGCAA
Messenger RNA from Labrus mixtus (cuckoo wrasse), 1856 nucleotides. It is a transcript of the gene cry5, whose product is annotated as cryptochrome circadian regulator 5. Gene Ontology annotation, molecular function: FAD binding; DNA binding. Gene Ontology annotation, biological process: circadian regulation of gene expression; entrainment of circadian clock by photoperiod. Lineage: Eukaryota; Metazoa; Chordata; Actinopteri; Labriformes; Labridae. The transcript is spliced from 11 exons. The coding region runs from base 115 to 1680 and encodes 521 amino acids. The record is from RefSeq and is a predicted model, not a curated record. Gene Ontology annotation, cellular component: cytoplasm; nucleus.